AUGGCAUCACAAAGCGUGCUCAACGGAGUCAAUGGCCUCUCCUCAGCCCCCGUGUUGCCGGUGACGCCUCUCCCCUCCAGCUUCCGGAUCCAACCCCAAGACGAGCGGCUCAAGCGUUGUUCCGCUGCCUCCUCAGCAGCCCCAGGCACAGCCAGGUCGCCAUCUGCCGCCGCCGCCGGUGCCGCGCCGAGCACCACGAUCCCACCGCUCAGCGUGCUGUCCAACUUCGCGGGCACGUUCCACGGGACGGGAUUCAACACCAUCUUCCGCCCGAACAAUGGCACUGCCAGCAACACGACGUUCCCCAACCCGGUCUCCCCCCCGCCGCCGGCCGUGCCCAACGACAACACGCUCGAGCUCAACCUAACCCAGGAGACCUUGACGUUCCAGCAGCCCCUGGGUAACGUGCCCAACCGCGGCUCCGGUACCCAGGGCGACAUCUUCCUCAACGGCGUGCCCUACACCCAGGUCAUCAACGACGUGGUCAACCCGGCCACGGGUAAAGGGGACGGUACCCCCUCGGGCAUCCACUUCGAGCCGGGUCUGUGGAUGCACGUCCCGGCCACGACGACCGACCCCGUCGUGCCCGAGUCGCUGAACCGCAUGGGCUCGAUCCCGCACGGGACCACGAUCAACGCGCAGUGUCUCGACCCGACGUCCAGCGUCGGCACGGUGCCGGGCCCGCCGAUUAUCGCGGCCGUGGACAUCACGCCCACCGUCAUCGCGACGGGCAAGAAGUUCAGAUUUCCCUCCCAGACCGCCGCCAGCACCGACACGGCGCGCCUGCCGCAGGAUCUGACCGCCUUCAUCGCCGCGGGCACCAUCACCCAAACGAUCCUGGACGACCCGGCCACGGUGCUCCGCGAGGCCAUCGUCGGCCAGAACAUCACCCAGACCAUCUUCUUCACCGUGUCCACCACGCCCGUCACGCCCGAGCUGGGCGGCGGUGUCGCGAACACGGGAUUCCUGAUCGGCGCCCCCGCUGGCAGCGCGGGCGCCACCGGCACGGACACCGCUACGGGUCCCAACGCCCAGGCCACCCUCAUGUGCGCAACCUUCUGGAUCGAGACGGUGCAGUACGAAAUCACCGUGCCGGCGUGGAAGCCCGGCCACCCGGCGCUGCUCAUUCCGGGGCCCGUGCCUGCCGGCAACACCAGCGGCGUGCCGACGCCCACCUUCCUGGUGCAGCCGCCGCACGAGAUCACCGUCCCCACGACCAUCUCCGUCACGGCCACCCAGAUCCAGUACUCGCAGCUCGUCAACCUCGUGUUUGCCGGCUUGAUCUGGCCGCACGCGUCGCUCGCCACGUUGGUGCCGCAGAGUCCGGUACCGGUUCCGGCCUCGGCGUUUAAGCACAGCACCACCGUGGCUGCGAAUGGGAGCAGCUAA
Messenger RNA from Fonsecaea erecta, 1389 nucleotides. RefSeq lists its product as hypothetical. NCBI's taxonomy places the organism in Eukaryota, Fungi, Ascomycota, Eurotiomycetes, Chaetothyriales, Herpotrichiellaceae. The transcript has a single exon. Bases 1 to 1389 code for a protein of 462 amino acids. The record is from RefSeq and is a predicted model, not a curated record.